CUUAAAUGUUUUGGACUUGGUAUGAAUAUGAUGAUUUCACCCUCACCAUGUGGACAGACCUUCACACAGAAACACAUUAAGACCAUGAAUAGAUACAUUUGCCAUGUGAGGCUCUAUCCCAGGCCUGCACUUGGUUUUAUCAAUACAGGGAUGGGAAUGCAGGCCAUGGCAUGCAAGGGCAGGUCUGACUUCCCACACAUGCUGUUUUCCUGACCACAAUCCUCACCCCCGGCUAUUUGCUCCCAAAGUAUCUGGGUGGCAGUAACUUGGGGUGAGGAAAAGGCACAGGAGGAAGGGUCACUUGUCAUUGUCGUCGCCCCCGCCCCACCAGUGUCAGUUCCUGUUUUUAUUUUAAAAUGGAAGACAAGCCCACACAAUAAUCAUAGUUGACAUGCUGUCUAUUCUGUGAUUAAGAGUUUCUGCAUCCUGUUUUUUACUAUUAUUUUCUUAUUCUGAUCUCAGAGUAAACUUUGGGUAGAAAACAAGUUUGUUUUUUUAUCGAGGGGAACUUUAACUGUUUUCCUUCCAAUUCUCUGCACUUGUGUUAGCAGCUUAGAUUUGGGAGCCCUGCAUUUUAGCAUCUUCUGGUUAUCUAAAUGGACUUUUCCAAUAUCUGCAUUCAGGCCUGUAUUGUUAAGCCCAGCAACUUCAUUUCUUCAAUACUCUGCAUAUGAUUCAUUAAUAAUAGCACCUUCAGUGGGACUUAAACCUUUGAUUGUCUUAUCUUUGUGUACGUUGAGGUUAGGGAACUUUGCAUCUUCGUGAUUGCACAAGUUGUUAAUUUUAUUAUCUCUGAUGUAGUAUAAGAGUGGCACAAGUUCUUCCACCAUUGCAUUAGCAGAUAUGGCACUGGUGUACAAGGUGUGUUUGGUUUUUUUGUUUCCUUUGCCUUGCUUUGGAGUAGGCUGGGAUCUUACUCAGAAAUUUAUUUUAGUCGCCGGCCCUCUUAGCGAUGACUUAGUAAGUAAUUUAAACUUCCAAAGUGGACUUCUAAGAGAACCUCUCAAUUCUGCAACGGGACAGUCAGACUAUCUUUGCGAUGGGCCUUCCUUACCUUCUCUGCCGCCGUACUUCGCUGAGCUCCGUGCAAGUGGUGUCACCCAUUUUAAAGUCUUCUUGCCUUGGACUCGCAUCCUUCCAGAGGCAAAUGCCCGAAACCCCAACCGGACGAACGUUGAAUGCUACAGACAACUUCUGAGAACUCUCAAAGCAGCUGACAUCGAACCGGUUUUAAUUCUACAUCAGAAACGUUUGCCGAAGUCUUUGGAGACCCGGCUUGCUUUGAGCAAAUCUGUGACUUUCACCGACCUUUUCGUGGAAUAUGCAGAAUUUUCCUUUGCGUCUUUUGGUGACUUGGUGGACACCUGGCUCACUUUUGGCAGCCUGCCUGAGGACGUAGAGCGCUUGCCUCAUGGAGAUCCGCUGGCCCUCCCUUUGCUAGCUUCAGCACAUGAGAAAGCUUAUGAAAUCUACCAUGAAAAAUACUCAGCAGAAGAUGGGAAAGUGUCCAUUUCACUAGAUGUUAGUGAUGCUGGGCUGGUGUCAGCAAGAUCUUUAUUGACUUCAAUUCUGGACUCUCUAGACUUUCUCUCUCUCAACCUUCAGUACAACUGUGAAAGGGAAGCAGCUUUCCAAAAGUUCCUGGAUGAGCUACAGCAUAUGGGGACGAACAAUAUGGGUAUUUUGCUCUUUAGUCUCAAGUUCCACGAGUGUCCCUCCUUGCAAGAAACCCGAUUUGCAACAGUGGCUUCCAUUUUCAGUGCCAUUUCUGAAGUUCAAGCAUGGGCAAUAGGGUAUGAUGUGAAUUGCGUCAUGAACAGCUCGUCCGUUCAAUCAAUUUGCUUGUACACAGGAAAUCUGGCCGGCCAACCAAAGGCAAAGGAAACCCUGAUACCUACUAUUGCUCCACUUUCAUCCUAUCAAGCAGUUUGGGAAAGAUUUGCCAGCCAACCUGAGCAGGAGAGAGACUCCUUCUUGCUUGACCUUUUCCCUAGUGGUUUUCUCUGGGGCACAUCAACAGGUUCCUUCAAUGUGGAAGGAGCCUGGAGAGAGGGUGGGAAAGGCGAGAGCAUUUGGGAUCAAUACGGGCACCAGGGCCAUGCCCACAUGAAUCAAACAGCCGAUGUCGCAUGCGAUAGCUACCACAAGAUGGAUUAUGACGUUUAUCUCCUUAGAGGCCUUCGCCCAAAUAUCUAUAAAUUUUCUAUAUCCUGGCCUAGGGUUUUUGCCAAUGGGAGUAAGAGCAGCUUGAACCCUCAAGGCGUAGAUUACUACAACAAACUGAUAGACAGCUUGCUGGAUUCAAAUAUUGAGCCCGUGGUGACCUUGUUCCACUGGGACCUGCCACGAGCUCUGCAGGAUCUUGGUGGCUGGCAAAACGAGAGCAUCGUCACUGCCUUUGCAGAAUAUGCAGAGUUCUGCUUUGCCACUUUUGGGGAUCGUGUUAAAUUCUGGAUUACCUUCCACGAACCCUGGGUCAUUAGCUACGCUGGCUAUGGCACUGGGCAGCAUCCUCCAGGAAUUACUGAUCCAGCCGUGGCAUCCUAUCAGGUGGCUCAUGUUAUUCUCAAAGCUCAUUCUCGAGCCUGGCAUGUUUAUGAUACCAAGUACCGCCCUGAACAGCAUGGGAAGGUGGGAAUAGUAUUGAAUUCAGACUGGGCUGAACCCAAGACCCCAAGCAGUGCCGAGGAUGUGAGAGCGGCAGAACGCUACUUGCACUUCAUGUUGGGCUGGUUUGCUCACCCGAUAUUCGUCAACGGCGAUUACCCAGAAGUCCUGAAAUCCCAGAUCCAGGAGAAGAACCAGCAGUGCUCAACUCCCGUCGCCAAGCUCCCCGCGUUCACCGAUGAGGAGAAGCAGCAAGUGAAGGGGACGGCUGACUUCUUCGGCCUUUCCCACUACACUUCCAGGCUCAUCAGUGCUCCAGUGAAUCAUAGCUGCGCUCCAAACUAUGAGGAUAUUGGAGACUUUUCCCAACACGUGGAUCCUUCUUGGCCGCAGACGGCCGCACCUUGGCUCUACGCCGUGCCUUGGGGACUGAGGAGACUGCUGCUGUUUGUGUCCAAAGAAUAUACUGGGACAACAAGGGUUCCGAUUUAUAUAGCAGACAAUGGGGCGCCGACAGAUGACAGAGGAGAUCUUGUUAACGACACCGUGAGAGUGGAUUACUACCGGCUUUAUAUCAAUGAGGCUUUGAAAGCUAUAAAGCAAGAUGAAGUUGAUGUUCAAGCAUACAUUGCCCGAUCAUUGAUUGAUGGCUUUGAAGGCCCAGCAGGCUACAGUCAAAGGUUUGGCCUACACCAAGUGAAUUUUGAAGAUGCAAACAGACAAAGGACACCCAAAGAAUCUGCCUAUUUCUUCUCCACCAUUAUUGAAAAUAAUGGAUUUCCUAGCACGGUCUCAAGAAAAUUUCUCCAGCCGCUCAGAAAGGAUGUUUCCAUACCUCCACAGCUGCCUAGUUUACCAGCUUCUGAAGUUCCUUCAAAGGCAAAGGUGGUUUGGGAGAAAUUUUCAAAACAGACUGAUUUGGAAAGAGACAUGUAUUUUUAUGGCACCUUCCCAGAAGAUUUUCUGUGGGGUGUUUCUACUUCUGCCUACCAAACUGAAGGAGGUUGGGAUGCAGAUGGGAAGGGACCUAGCAUCUGGGAUAAUUUUACCCACAUCCCAGGGAAUAUUAAGAACAAUGAUACAGGAGAUAUAGCUUGCGAUAGCUACAAUAAAGUAGAUGAAGAUCUUUAUCUGCUGAGAGCCUUAAGGGUAAACACCUAUCGCUUCUCCCUGGCGUGGCCUCGGAUCUUUCCAAAUGGAAGAAACCAUUCUAUAAAUAACUAUGGUGUCGAUUAUUACAACCGGCUGAUUGAUGGUUUGCUGGCCCAGAACAUCACACCAAUGGUCACUCUCCACCACUGGGAUCUGCCCCAAGCUCUACAAGACAUUGGUGGCUGGGAAAACCCUGUGAUGGUUGAACUGUUUGAUAGUUUUGCAGACUUUUGUUUUCAGGCAUUUGGAGACAGGGUCAAGUUCUGGAUUACUUUCAACGAACCUAUUGCCAUCUCUGUGCUAGGCUACGAUACGGGAUUAUUCCCACCAAAUGUAAAAGAUAAUCCGGGCAGUGCAUCCUACAGUGUUACUCAUGCAAUACUAAAGGCCCAUGCAAGAGUUUACCACACAUAUGACCAGAAAUACAGAGAGAGUCAGAAAGGUGUGAUCUCUCUGAGUCUCAACAUGGAUUGGGUUGAGCCAAAGACACUAAGCGAUCCUCGGGAUGUAGAAGCCGCUGAUCGCUACCUGCAGUUCAUGGGAGGGUGGUUUGCACACCCAAUUUUUAAAAACGGCGAUUACCCAGAUGCAAUGAAGUGGAAAGUAGGGAACAGGAGUGAACUACAGAAACUACCAUCUUCCCGGCUUCCAGGUUUCACACAAGAAGAGAAAGAUUAUAUCAGGGGCACAGCCGAUGUCUUCUGCCUGAAUUAUUACACUGCCGGAAUUAUAAAGCACAGCACCACCAGGCUGAAACCAUAUUCUUACGAGUAUGAUCAAGAACGAGUAUUGGAGAUUGACCCUUCUUGGCCUAGCUCAGCAAUGGAAAAUAUGCGGGCAGUGCCCUGGGGGCUGCGUAGGCUGCUAAACUGGAUCAAAGAGGAAUAUAGCAAUCCUCCCAUUUACAUUACUGAGAACGGGGUUGGGCUAAAAGCCAAGUCUGAUGUUGAUGACACCAGCAGGAUCUUCUAUUACAAAACACACAUUGAUGAAGUUUUGAAAGCCUACAAGCUGGACGGCGUGAACGUUCGUGGCUAUGUUGCUUGGUCUUUCAUGGAUAGUUUUGAAUGGUUAAAUGGUUACGAGCCAAGAUUCGGCCUUCACCAGGUUGAUUUUGAAAAUCCGAACAGGCCAAGAACUCCAAAACGUUCAGCGAUAUAUUAUGCUGGAAUCAUACGUCAAAAUGGAAUCCCUCUGCCAAAGGAGGAAGAAUUCCUUUACGGAGAAUUUCCGGAGAACUUUUAUUGGAGUGUGGCAUCAGCAGCAUAUCAGAUCGAAGGGGCAUGGAGAGCGGAUGGGAAAGGUCUCAGCAUUUGGGACCAGUUUGCACAUACGCCUUUGAAAAUCAGCAACAAUGAAAAUGGAGAUGUAGCUUGUGACAGCUACCACAAGAUGGAGGCAGAUUUGGCUAUUCUGAAGGACCUCCAGGUGACUCAUUAUCGCUUUUCCAUCUCCUGGACUCGCAUUCUCCCCGAUGGGACCACCAAGUACAUAAAUGAAGCUGGCCUGAAAUACUAUGAAAGGCUUGUGGAUGCUCUCCUUGCGGCCAAUAUCCAGCCUCAGGUAACUAUGUACCACUGGGACCUCCCUCAGGCCCUUCAAGAUGUUGGAGGGUGGGAAAAUGAGACUAUAAUCCAGAAAUUUAAAGAUUAUGCAGAGAUCCUUUUCCAAAGAUUUGGAGAGAAGGUGAAAUUCUGGAUAACCUUGAAUGAGCCCUAUGCCAUUGCUAACAUUGGUUACGGUUAUGGAGUCUCAGCUCCAGGCAUCUCUGCCAGACCAGGCCGAGCCCCUUACAUAGUGGGCCACAACUUGAUCAAGGCCCACGCAGAAGUCUGGCAUCUUUACAAUGAAACAUACCGCCCAAAGCAAGGAGGAUUGAUCUCUCUUUCCAUCAGCGUAGAGUGGGCUGAACCCAAGAACCCUGCCAAGCAGGAGGACCUCGACGCUGCCAGGAGAUAUGUCCAGUUCUUUGCUGGUUGGUUUGCUCACCCUAUCUUCAGAAACGGUGACUAUAGCGAGGUGAUGAAAAGGAGGAUACAAGAGAGAAGUGCCGGCCAAUCGAGACUCCCUGAAUUUACUGAAAGUGAAAAGCAGAGGAUUAAAGGCACCUUUGACUUCUUUGGUUUGAACCACUAUACAACAGUAUUGGCAUCCAACUUAAACUAUUCUUCUCUCUUUACAUCCUACGAUGCUGAUAGGGGUGUUGCCUCUAUAACAGACCGCAGCUGGCUGGGCUCUGGUUCCUUUUGGUUGAAGGUGACCCCUUUCGGCUUCAGGAGGCUCCUGAAGUGGAUCAAGGAAGAAUACAAUGACCCACCUAUUUAUGUGACCGAGAAUGGGAUUUCAGAGCGUAUAGAUGGGGGAUUCAAUGAUACUUGGAGAAUACACUACUUAAGGAGCUACAUCAAUGAAGCUUUAAAAGGAAUUGUACUUGAUGGUGUUGAUCUGCGAGGCUACACUGUAUGGAGCCUGAUGGAUAAUUUUGAAUGGGCAGUGGGCUUUGCUGAAAGAUUUGGGUUGUAUUACACCAACUUUACAGACCCAAAUCUAUCCAGAAUUCCAAAGGAGUCUUCAAAAUAUUAUUCAUCUAUCAUCCGGUGUAAUGGCUUUCCAGAUCCAGCCACUGGGCCUCAUUUGUGCCUUGAGUCACAAUCUGGAGGUACUACUAUGGCGCCAACAAGCAGCACUACUCGGCCUAUCGACAAUUCAGCCAUGAAGGUGCAGUUUUUGGGACUGGACUUGACUUCGUCUAAUGCAGAACCCGUGCAUCUACCAGAGGGAGUGAAAAACAAUAAUUUAAGAACACUUGUCAGUCCUACCUGCUUGAUUCUGCAGUGCUCGAUGCUGAAGGGUUUGAGUGAUCCUGCUGAUGAGGUCUUGCAGUAGGCUGGGAAGGAGGAGGAUUCGUAAACAGGAAGUUGCUAAUAAAUCGCCAAACAGCUAUGAGUGGAUAAAGGAUAGUACCCAGGAAUCUCCAAAAAUCUCCACUGGAAGACUGGACAACUGCUGUUGCUGGCCUUCCUGCCUGUUUGAAGAUACAAAACAAACAGGACUGAAAACUGGACUCUAGAAGAAACUCCAUAAAUACACGAGGUUAUUUCAAGAAGUAAUAUUGGAUGGUUGUAAAACAGUUCAUGAUACAAUUUGAAUAAUCUUUUCCAUAAAGCACACUUACCGGCAACAAUACUACAGAAGCACUUGGGGCAAGUUCCAGGUCCACUAAUUUUUUCCCAUAAUCAUCUUUGGUAAAUUCCCUCCUGGGGAACAUUGUCGCCAAUGAGAAAUUGCCAUAUGUGUUGCCAACUGUCUGUAGUAGAACAAAUCAGGUAAGUACUUUGUAUUCCCCUUAAAAUUUAGAAAUAAAAAUGGGAAGGACCUUUAACCAUGAAAUACAGAGCUUCAUCUCAAAAUAAGUUAUUUCAAAGGGGGAAAACAACACUCUUAAUUUACACAUGGUAUCUGUGCCCAACACCUACUAUUUUUGUCUUCUGAAGACACAGGACCCAAAAAUUAUGCAAGAGGUAUGCCAGUUAAGGGCAAGUUUGAGGACACCUGGAAGCAUCCUAUUUUGUGGCCAGACCAAAACGAGUAGUGACAUGUAUAAGGUUGUAAAACUUUCAUUUAGUUUAACAAAUAUUCUCAGAACAGUUUACAAUUGUUUAGAUAGUAAGGUAGUUAGCUUGUGUGCAAGAUGCAAAUUGGUGCACACAGAGUCCCCAUUUCUCAACUGCCCUUACCACAGUGGGAAACAAACUGAAGACCAACUCACUUAGCUGCUUGUGGUUUGUAGUUGUGUUAAUGCAACUGACCCACAUUAUUUAUGGUCAAUGUUAUGCACUAACAAGAUCAAUAACUGGCAUCUUUAAAACCCUCCCAAGCAUUGAGACAAAGGGCCAAAGCUGCCACCUGUUUUUUCCUCAAAGCGUUCCAUCUUUCUCUCAAAAAUCCUGAAGCGAUUAUGGUAACUAUACAUACAUGCUCUUCUAUAACUUAAAAAUAAAACAGAUCCUCAUUUACCUGUGCAGCAAAUUGUCUGGCUUCUUCCAACGGGGCAUCCGAAGGGAAACUAUUGGUAAAAGAGGAUCCAUCUGGAAGGCGAAACUGAAUUCUUGCUAUAGCACUAGGGAAAAUAUAUCAGUUUAAGAAUGAAUUUUAAGAACAGCUUCCAUCACUUAAAUUCCUUUAAAUGCUUCACUCAUAUACCAGGGGAUAUUAGAGAGGCAGAGUUCAUCAACUGCACUUAUUUUUAAGUUAGAUCAAAUUAUUAGUUGACAUCUCUUUAGCAGCAGUAGCACACUAAGAGAAUAUACAGAAUACAGAAGAAAGAUGUUCUCGGCUGAGGGUUUUAUCGUUUUACCAAGAGAUAGAGGGCAAAGAAGGUUAAUUGUAUGGGCUGAUAAAGGAGUGAGACAACAAAGCAAAAAAUGCAUGGUGCUACAAUAAAUGAAGUUGGUGUGUACAAGGUGAAGGGAAUGGGAAGAGUUGGAUGAAGGGAUGAAAAAGAAUUCACCUUCUUUCCCUCUGUGAUGAUUCCUUCCUGGCUUCCAUUUCAGCCUGCUUAGCUUGGAGAGCAGCAGCUUUUGCAGCUUCUGCUUCUUCCUUGGACCUUGCAAAACGAGCUGCUCUUUCAGCACGAUCCUUCAUAAGAGGACAAAGACAUUCACUACAUGUUACCAUGGCCCAAUCGAGGCUAUUUUAUUCAAUGCAGUCUCAUGGAAAGAAAUUACUACCAACUUGUAUGUAGUGAGGGACAUAAUUUGUUCUCAUUUAUUAUAUUCAAUGAACACUUAACUUUCACAUGUCAUCUUCAUGCUAAACCACGCUUUAACAUGCCAUGAACGAGCCUAGGUAAGUGAGUCUUAGAUUUGUCCUCUCCCUCCUCCCUGUGUGCAACUGGGAAUAGGAGUUUGGAAGCCUUGCUUAUCCAUUGUGUUUGAACUGACAAACGAUUGGUGGCUUCAGCGAGGUGUGUCCCCCCCCCAGUUUCCUAUCCCCCCCCCAAAAAAGCUCAACAACUCUGAGCAAUCUCCCCGUUUCCUUAAUUUGAAGUCCCAAAGAAUAGGGGUUGUCUUAUACAUGGGGGUGUUAUACAUGGGAAAAUGCGGUAUAUUGAAGGUCAAUUUGCUAAGAAUUUACUUUUUUCCAAGAAGCUAACCUAAUAAAUCAUAUAUACUGUA
Podarcis muralis (Common wall lizard) is the source of this 8936-nucleotide messenger RNA. It is a transcript of the gene LCT, whose product is annotated as lactase. Gene Ontology annotation, biological process: carbohydrate metabolic process. Gene Ontology annotation, molecular function: hydrolase activity, hydrolyzing O-glycosyl compounds. NCBI's taxonomy places the organism in Eukaryota, Metazoa, Chordata, Lepidosauria, Squamata, Lacertidae. The record is from RefSeq and is a predicted model, not a curated record.